AUGUCCAAACAGCCAAGAGAUCCUCCAAAGGUCAAUAUACCACCACUCUCUAAACGAUCUCCAGGAUGCCCUUUACGUCCUACACAGAGCUCCCAUGAGACAGACGUGCUCGGGGAACAGAUUCAAGGUUCCCUGGUAAAAGCGUCCAAGGAGGACUACCCAGGGUAUCUGAAGACUGGCCCUCAGUCUACUAGAAAGGAGUCUUUCUUCGAUCCGGACUUCAAGGUCAUCUCCAUUGAAACUGGCGUUGUUGGUUCUAAAGAUGACAUAUCACCCGGCUCUGAACCUCCUGGCACAGUCCUUCUGGAAACAACCCUCAACAAUACCACUCGUCACCCAACUCCCUCUUCAGACCCCAAUGAUCCACUCAACUGGAAACCAUGGAGAAAGGCGCUGAACUUCUUCCUCGUUCUGUUCUUCACGGUUGUGGCUUUCUCAUGCAAUUGUGUGGCUACAGCGUUCUGGGGACAACUCAACACAGAACUAGGCUUCUCCUUUGAUGAGCUGAACAACGGGUUUGCUCUGGGCAUCGGAGGUCUUGGAAUCGGGUGUCCAUUGUUUGUGCCUAUCGCUGUAAAGUUCGGAAAGAGACCAGUUUACCUAGUCGCCACGAUUCUUGUGAUCGUUGCCACCUUCUGGCAGGCAAGGAUGAAGUACCUUCACGAUUACUACGCUGCUUCUUUUCUCGAAGGACUGGCUACGUCGCUCUGUGAAGCCAUGAUUCAGAUGACUAUUGCUGAUCUGUACUUUGUUCAUCAGAGAGGAACCAUGAAUGGCAUCUUCAUGAUCAUCAUUGCCAUCUCCAACUUCCUGUCCCUGGUUCCCGCAGGCUAUAUUGCUACCAACAUAAACUGGAACACCUGCUUCUGGAUCUUGGGAGGUCUAGGGAGUGGUUUCUUGAUAGUUUCCGUAUUCUGCUUCGAAGAGACCAAAUUUGAGCGAGCAGAGGAUGAUCCAAGAGAUAUACAUGAACUCCAUCCACCUCAAGGCAAGAUGAAGUGGCAACUAAGACCUUACACUAUCACUACUGGGUCAUGGGGUGACUUCUUCAAGACAUUCUACACACCUUUUGUCGUUUUAAUCUCGUUUCCGAUUGUUCUCUUUGUAACCUUGCACUACACAUUCAUGCUCACCUGGCUGGCAAUGUGUGCUACCACUCUUGCAAACUCGUUCACUCAACCUCCCUAUGAGUUCUCCCCAGAAGCAAUUGGAAACAUGAACAUAGCUCCAUUUAUUGGUCUGUUAAUUGGCUCUUUCUAUGGAGGCUGGCUUAAUGACAAAAGCAUGUUGUAUCUCACCAAGCGUAACCAUGGAGUCUAUGAACCAGAGAUGAGACUCUAUAUGCUCAUUCCCAUGUGCCUCAUAAUGACCGCCGGCGUAUUCAUGUUUGGGUUGUCUAUUGCCACUGGAACACAUUGGGCAGUUCCAAUGGUCGGACUGGGUGUUUUUGCAGCUGGUUUUGGGGCUAAUGGAAGCAUCACACUCACUUACCUCAUUGACUGUUACAGGGAUAUGAUUUCUGAUGCCUUCAUUGGUAUUGUUGUGGUCAGAAACAUCAUGUCUAUGGUUGUUACUUUCUGUCUUUCACCUUGGAUUGAUUUGAAUGGUCUCAGAAACGUCUUCAUAAUCGCUGGUUGUCUAUCUCUCGUUCCACUAGUUGUAACACCGUUCAUGAUCAAGUAUGGAAAGCAUCUGAGACGCCUGAGUGCAGAUAAAUACAACAAGAAUAAGGGGGGUAUUUAG
This is a messenger RNA of Yarrowia lipolytica CLIB122, 1743 nucleotides long. RefSeq lists its product as uncharacterized. Gene Ontology annotation, biological process: transmembrane transport. Gene Ontology annotation, cellular component: plasma membrane. The record is from RefSeq and is a predicted model, not a curated record. Lineage: Eukaryota; Fungi; Ascomycota; Dipodascomycetes; Dipodascales. Gene Ontology annotation, molecular function: transmembrane transporter activity.